Molecule: messenger RNA, 3174 nt
Organism: Hippocampus zosterae (dwarf seahorse)
Lineage: Eukaryota; Metazoa; Chordata; Actinopteri; Syngnathiformes; Syngnathidae
Product: MOB kinase activator 1B
Exons: 6
Coding region: 548-1072 (174 amino acids)
Biological process (GO): hippo signaling; positive regulation of protein phosphorylation
Cellular component (GO): nucleus; cytoplasm
Molecular function (GO): protein kinase activator activity
Source: RefSeq, a predicted model, not a curated record
GGCCGAGGCUAGUUCCCGGACGAACGAGCGACUCGCCAAUGGAGACGUCGUCUUCUUGGACAUGUCAUCUGCGAGUGGUAGUGAACAAUGUCAUUUUAUUUGCGAGGGCCACAGAGGGAGGCGUUGAGGCGGCCGUAUCGUAACCUUCUACGGAAGGCGCGUCACUUUGCUUUGAUUAAGUUUCCGUGUGAAUGCGAAGGUGUUCGGAGAAUUCCACGGACGGCCGCUUUUUAUCUUUCUCUCGUGAAACGUGCCCGUCAUUGUCGUGUGGAGUCGAAUGUGUCACAAAUGUGACAAGUGUGUGCUGCAGUGGCCCACAUAAGGGGACGACAACACGGAUAGUUUAUUACUCCGCGGAGUUCUUUUUAAAAGACCCCGCCACUGGUGGUUGGACUUUGGAGACGUCCAAGAACCCAAGGCAGGCUCCAACGUGAACGGAAGUCGCUCAUCCAAGACGUUCAAGCCCAAGAAAAACAUCCCGGAGGGCUCGCACCAGUACGAGCUGUUGAAACAUGCCGAGGCCACGCUGGGGAGCGGCAACCUGCGCAUGGCCGUCAUGUUGCCCGAGGGCGAGGACCUCAACGAGUGGGUUGCGGUCAACACCGUGGACUUCUUCAACCAGAUCAACAUGCUGUACGGAACCAUCACGGACUUCUGCACGGAGGAGACUUGUCCCGUCAUGUCCGCCGGUCCGAAGUACGAGUACCACUGGGCGGACGGCACCAACAUUAAGAAGCCCAUCAAGUGCUCCGCCCCCAAGUACAUCGAUUACUUGAUGACCUGGGUGCAAGACCAGCUGGACGACGAGACGCUUUUCCCCUCCAAGAUCGGCGUCCCGUUCAAGCGGAACUUCAUGUCGGUGGCCAAGACCAUCCUGAAGCGUCUGUUCCGCGUCUACGCGCACAUCUACCACCAGCACUUUGACUCGGUCAUGCAGCUGCAGGAGGAGGCCCACCUCAACACGUCCUUCAAGCACUUCAUCUUCUUUGUGCAGGAGUUCAACUUGAUCGACAGGAAAGAGUUGGCGCCGCUUCAGGAGCUGAUCGAGAAGCUGACCACGAAGGACAGAUAAACGCCACCGUGCUUUUUUUUUUCCUUUUCGGCGAUUUUCUAGUUUUUGCACAGAAAUACCCUCUCCCUCCGCCCCUCCCCACAACGCCCUCAACUCUUCCUCGGCCGUUCGUAUGCAGUAUCGACUCUAUUUCCAUUUGGGGAAAUGUUUUUAAAAGAGGCCCGUCCGGGACGUCCCGUUGGCCAUUAAACGCGCCGGGACUCGAGCUUAUCAGGAGUGUUGGGGUCAAGGUGCAACACUCCUCCCUCCGCUUCGCGUGACACUCGUUGGCUUACGCUGUACAAAAAAAAAAAAAAAAUAGUGCCGAGACGUCAUCCCCGAAGCCGUUCCGAGAGCAGAAAUUCUUCCCGCCAGCGGUAAAAGCAUCCCAAGUGCCUGGCCCGGCACCUGCGGCGAGAACUGUAGCGAGGUCGCGAUCGACCUCGAUCGUCCGGUCGCCGGAGAGAACGAGUUCAAAAUACUUGGCACGGGCCAUUUUCACGGCUGCGUCGGAGGCAUUCACGUGAGAGCUGGCGUCGAUUCGCCCGUGCCUUUUCGGACACAACUUGAGCCGAUCCAAACGCGAGCGGUUCCGGCUGCUCACCCCGUGAAGAGAAUGACACGCACGCUUCCCGAUGUCGGUGGGGCCGCGCCUCCGUUCCGGCUUUGGAUCGACGGUUUUCCAAAUGAUCGCUUGAAAAUGUUGCCGUUCUAGCGGGAGGGGACAAACGAUGACCCGUAACCUUCGCCGUACCUCCCGGAGCGGAAAAUGACCGCAACUUUGAACCGUUCUCCCACCCUCUUGCCUGAAUGUCUAGUCUGCUCUGUCGCACGACCGAGCGUCUUUUUCCCUUCCCCAAAAGUGAAUGUCCGCCCGCCCUGCCCGUGAGGCGCAACUGAGAUAUUUGCCAUGUUGUUGUGCACGCACAUCUCCCCGCUCUCAAAAGUCUCCUUUACUAUGCAAUAAGAAUUGAGGCGUUCAAAUAAACAAAAACCACCGUGGGAUCCGUCGGCGCGUUCUCGCCGGAUAUUUGUCGCUUCUCACUCAGACGUUUGAGUUUUGAAAAGUACGGCUCUGCUUUCGUUUUUGUGCUUGCGCGCCUUUUUUUGCGAGUCGGUCACCGUUUACCAGAGCUUGUCAGACAACAAGGCACACCAUGUAAAUAGCCAUGCCUGCCAAGGAGUAUUCCAGAAAGACAAAAGGACACGACAAGAAAUAAGGUGAAAAAACGUGAAUUGUUGCACUUUGUCAUACGAGGGAAAACCAUUCCUGCCACCAUAGUCAUUUCUAAGGAGAAAUGUGGACCAUUGCGAGGAGAACGGUCGUCUUUACGGUACAAAAGCAUACAGAAUAUUGAGCAUAAAUGUUCCACGGUGUUGCGCUAAAUUCAUCAAAUUCUCGAGGAUGUCACCUGAUGAUUGUUACUUGAUAACUGUUUUUUGUUUUGUUUUUUUCUCAGAUGAACCCCAUCUCCCUCAACCAAUUGUUUUUGGUUUUUGUUUCCAAUACUGCAGUACUCGGACGUAAUACUGCUAACAGCACCACUGCAUCGUAGUUGGACCCGCUAAGAAUUGCAAUAUAUCAGUGUGACAUUAGACAACCCCCCCGCCCCCCGACUUUGUUAGUAUAAUAAACUUUAUAGUAAGUAUAAAGUAUAGUAAACUUUUCAUUUGCCUCACGGAAUAAGUAUUGUUGUGUUUUUGAACACAGAAUGACGUCUUAUUUCUUGACAUUAGCCAUCUUACUGUCUAAUAUUCCUUCGUAGUUGAAUCGUUCUCUUAAAAUAAGCACGGACAUUUUGUUUUGUUUUUUUAGCGGCAGUUCCUCAUUCCCCAGUUUGCGCAUUCAAAUGGCGUUUGCUUGCUUUCGUUGUUGUUUUAUGAGGUCAAGAUUCCGAACGUGUUGACUCGUUUUCAAGUUUCUCAUCUCAACAAGCAUCUCCCGCUCUGGCCUGUUGCCGCGUCGUUAAUCAUCCAUCCUCUUGUCUUUCUUGGCUCUCUUCUUUAAGGAACUGUUUGUAGGCUACGUAACAGCUCGGUAAGGAUAUUCCAAUGCUGCUGAAACGAGUUCUGCUGUUUACAAGGCAAAUAAAGGUGGUGAUGAGUCUUUGCAUUUUUUGAAA